Colletotrichum acutatum is the source of this 1266-nucleotide messenger RNA. RefSeq lists its product as uncharacterized. Lineage: Eukaryota; Fungi; Ascomycota; Sordariomycetes; Glomerellales; Glomerellaceae. The transcript has a single exon. The coding region runs from base 1 to 1266 and encodes 421 amino acids. The record is from RefSeq and is a predicted model, not a curated record.
AUGGCCACCCCUACUUACGACUCAGCUGACAUUCUUCGCUGGAUGAGGGAUGUCUCUGGAAUUUUGGAGGACAUAAGCUCAUCCGAAGGAGAGGUCUCGAUUUCUCCUGGGAUCAACCAAACACAAGUGGCCUCUUCUGAUACCGCUUACAUCGCUGACCGGUCUGCUUCUGGAAGUGGAUCGUUGGCAAGCGAAUCUGGAGAGACACUAGUUCUGACGACAAAACCAACAUGUACCAAACGCUCCUCGAGGUCUGAAGACGGGACUGACAAUGAGAGUAUCAAGAGACGUAGGUGCAGCUAUGUUCAGUCGCCCACUUUGAUACAAAGCCCGUGGGAAUCUGCGACCGGUUGCCAUAUGUACCACCGAAAUAGCUGUCGCUCAAAGAAGGUGAAGACGGUUACAUCGUCUUACUGGCCAGAUAUUCGCGACGACUAUGCCAGAUCACUUCAUGAUCCGAGCAUCAAAUGUUGCAUUCCUUGUUCCAUCUGCCAUGAGGAUUGCGCAGACGAAAGCACGUCUUGGAAAGUCGGAUGGGAACUUCCCGUUAUCCUUGCUUGCGGCCACAUGAUUGGAGAAGAAUGCCUCAAAUCGUGGUUCAGGUCGCGGGCAAGAAUGGACGAGCCAAAGAACUGCCCAGUGUGCAGAAGAUUACUCCAGUGCUCCGAAUGCAAGGGAGCCUUCAUGUUCUCGAUCCUUUGUCGUGACUCUUACGUCCCGAAUCUGAAGACCAAAACCUGUAGCGAGCAGCCCAUGGAGCAGACUAUUUGCAACGAUUGCCAGGCCGAGACUGAUUUCGGAAGUCGCAUUCUCCAAGGCGAGCACAUUGCCGAGCCAUUUCCCCGCGGUGGCGCUCCUCAACACAUGAUAGAUUGGUUCCGUCAAGUAAGAGAUGAGUUUGAGACCAAAGCAAAGUUGAGCUUGGGCGACGGCGUGAGGCCGAUUGACGUCUCCGGCAUGGUUCACAAAGAGAUCUUUGCCGAGAUGGAAUCGUGGUUGUACUUUCUCAAGGAGGACGUGACUCACAAAGUACAGGCAAGCAUCGCCAAAAUUGAGACACAGCUAGAUGAAACCCACUGGUGGAAUCGCGCUGGAGUGGACGAGGAAGAAGAGUGCGGCAUCACCCCAGGCUAUGGUAUCAGCGGGGAUGGGGAUGAGGAUCAUGGGGAGGACGGUAUGGGUUACGAGGGCUUUGAUGGCCGCUGGCAUGGCGAUGAGACUCACGCUGAGGACAGGAGUUACGACGCCGGCAAUUAUACUUGGUGA